GGAGUGGCGGAGGUAGAAGCCUACGUUUUGGCGGCUUCUCUGGUGUCUGAGCAGUGUUAGCACGGUUUGGAGAAAUUCGACCCCUGGACCUUGUCAGAAGGCCGAAAGAAAGGUCAUAAGCAUGAAGCGCAGUUCAGUUUCUACUGGUGGUGCUGGCCGUCUCUCUAUGCAGGAGUUGAGAUCUUUGGACAUGAAUAAACAAUGCCUUUAUACCCCUCAAACCAAAGAGAAACCAGCCUUUGGAAAGUUGAGUAUAAGUAAACCUACAUCUGAAAGAAAAGUAUCUAUAUUUGGUAAAAGAACAAGUGGACAUGGAUCCCGGAAUAGUCAGCUUGGUAUAUUUUCCAGUUCUGAAAAAAUAAAGGAUCCAAGACCACUUAAUGACAAAGCAUUCAUUCAGCAGUGUAUUCGACAACUCUGUGAGUUUCUUACAGAAAAUGGUUAUGCAUAUAAUGUGUCCGUGAAGUCUCUUCAAGCUCCAUCUAUUAAGGACUUCCUUAAGAUCUUCAGUUUUCUUUAUGGCUUCCUAUGCCCUUCAUAUGAACUUCCUGACACAAAAUUUGAAGAAGAGGUUCCAAGAAUUUUUAAAGAUCUUGGAUAUCCUUUCGCACUAUCUAAAAGCUCCAUGUAUACAGUGGGAGCCCCUCACACCUGGCCUCAUAUUGUGGCAGCCCUGGUAUGGCUAAUAGACUGCAUCAAGAUAUAUACUGCUAUGAAAGAAAGCUCACCUGUAUUUGAUGAUGGACAGCCUUGGGGAGAAGAAACUGAAGAUGGAAUUGUACAUAAUAAGUUGUUUUUGGACUACACCAUAAAAUGCUAUGAGAGUUUUAUGACUGGUGCUGAUAGCUUUGAAGACAAGAAUGCAGAGUUACAGUCAAAGAUGAAGAAUUUAUAUAAUGUGGAUGCUUCCAAGUUGGAAUCAUUAGCAGCAAAAAACAAAGCACUGAAUGAACAGAUUGCAAGAUUGGAACAAGAACGAGAGAAGGAGCCGAAUCGUCUAGAGUCAUUGAGGAAACUGAAAACUUCCUUACAAGCAGAUGUUCAAAAAUAUCAGGCAUAUAUGUCCAACUUGGAAUCUCACUCAGCCAUUCUGGACCAGAAAUUAAGUGGUCUUGAUGAAGAAAUUGCUAGAGUCGAACUAGAAUGUGAAGCAAUAAAGCAGGAGAAUGCUCGACUACAGAAUAUUGUUGAUAACCAAAAGUACUCAGUUGCUGACAUCGAGAGAAUAAAUCAUGAAAAAAAUGAACUGCAGCAGACCAUUAAUAAAUUGACCAAAGAGCUAGAGGCUGAACAACAGCAAUUAUGGAAUGAGGAGCUAAAAUAUGCCAGGGGCAAAGAGACAAUUGAAACACAGUUAGCAGAGUAUCACAAAUUGGCCAGAAAAUUAAAACUUAUCCCUAAAGGUGCUGAGAAUUCCAGAGGUUAUGACUUUGAAAUUAAAUUUAAUCCUGAAGCUGGUGCCAACUGCCUUGUUAAAUACAGAGCUCAAGUUUACGCACCUCUAAAGGAACUCCUGAAUGAAAAUGAAGAAGAGAUUAAUAAAGCUCUAAAUAAAAAAAUAGGUUUGGAGGAUACAUUAGAACAAUUGAAUACAAUGAAAACAGAAAGCAAAAGAAGUGUGAGGACUCUAAAAGAAGAAGUUCAAAAGCUGGAUGAUCUUUAUCAACAAAAAGUUAAGGAAGCAGAGGAAGAGGAUGAAAAAUGUGCUAAUGAACUUGAAUCCUUGGAGAAACACAAGCACCUGCUGGAGAGUGCUGUUAAUGAGGGACUCAGUGAAGCUAUAAACGAGUUAGAUGCUGUUCAGAGGGAGUACCAACUAGUUGUACAGACCACAACUGAAGAAAGACGCAAAGUGGGAAAUAAUUUACAACGUCUUUUAGAGAUGGUUGCUACACAUGUAGGGUCUGUAGAAAAACAUCUGGAGGAGCAGAUUGCUAAAGCUGAUCGGGAAUAUGAAGAAUGCAUAUCUGAAGAUCUCCUGGAAAAUAUUAGAGAGAUUACAGAAAAGUAUAAAAAGAAUGCCGCUCUUCUUAAGGCUUCUGAUGAAUGAAGAUAGAAUGUUGAAUUUCCUAUCCUUUGAAAAUCUAGUUUAUCAGAUGAAAAUAGGGAUAACCUGAAAUAACAUGUUGACAUGUAGAAGUUGGUUUGCGGGGGGAGUCUUUUUGGUUUCUUUGUUUCGUCAUGGGGCUUGAAUUCGGGGUCUG
This is a messenger RNA of Dipodomys ordii (Ord's kangaroo rat), 2204 nucleotides long. RefSeq names its product NDC80 kinetochore complex component (gene Ndc80). Gene Ontology annotation, biological process: attachment of mitotic spindle microtubules to kinetochore. The transcript has 17 exons. The record is from RefSeq and is a predicted model, not a curated record. Bases 122 to 2050 code for a protein of 642 amino acids. NCBI's taxonomy places the organism in Eukaryota, Metazoa, Chordata, Mammalia, Rodentia, Heteromyidae. Gene Ontology annotation, cellular component: Ndc80 complex.